Periconia digitata is the source of this 1138-nucleotide messenger RNA. Lineage: Eukaryota; Fungi; Ascomycota; Dothideomycetes; Pleosporales; Periconiaceae. The record is from the annotation of a GenBank genome assembly.
CAGCUUGCGACUUUCACCAUGCCGCCCGCAUUGAGUGACGACGAUAAUGCCAGCCAAUCGUCAUCUGGCGAAGAGCAAAUCCCCCCAAAGACCGCAAAAGCAGACGCCGUCCCGACCGACGAUGAGGGUUCCGAAGACGAGGACGAGGACGAAUUCGUUGUAGAGAAGAUUCUAUCGCACAAAGGAAAAGGCCAAAAGAUCUUGUAUGAAGUGCAGUGGCUGGGCUACGAUGAUCCAUCAGAUCGCACCUGGGAACCUCGCGACAACUUAGACGGCGCCAAAGACGUGCUAGAGGAGUACCAUAACUCGAUUGGUGGCGACCCUGCUCCUCCGACCAACAAGCGCAAGGGGAGAAAGUCGGCCGCGGAUUCAGAAUCAGCAACACCAGUUGUUCCCAACAAACGCGUAAAGCAGAAGAAAGUAUGGGAACCGCCGAAAGGAUCGUGGGAGACCGAGGUCGAUUACGUCGAGACUGUCGAGGAACUCGCCGACCCAACCACUGGCAAGUACCAGCGGUUUGCCUAUCUGAGGUGGAGCAAUCGAAAGAAAACGCAGCACCCCCUUGCCCACGUCUACCAAAAAUGCCCGCAAAAGAUGCUCCAUUACUACGAGAGCCACCUAGUAUUCAACCAUGACGAACCGAAUGACCGAGCAAAUGGUGAUUCCGCCAUGAAAGACAUCGACUAAGCCCACCAAGCGUUAUACAACGCGCCACCGCGCGCGGCAACAUACCAUCUUCGCCCUAUUCCCCGUCCAUCAUGCAGCUCUAGCGUUUUGCGAUAUGCAAAUCAAAACGAGAUUCUUUUUUCUUACAGUGGAACUCUGUGUCUUCGUAUUCCGAUUGGAAACCGAAAUGUGUUUUAUAGGCUUUGCUUUCUUCCGGCAUUAUACAUUUGGGGCGGGGGAAAUGAGAUACAACUUGGGCAAUGGAGUCCCGGCAUGGCGUUCAUUGAAAAGGUUCACUCUGCUUGCUCUUCCUCCUGGAGCACACUGCACCCCCAAGAUGUUAUCGCUUGUUCAACGUGCGCGGAAUGAACGGACGGACCACCUUCGAAGGUGGAAGGACAAGCUCUAUGCGCUUUAUCUGGGUAUCACUACACGCACCAUGUGCAUUUCUCUCCGUCAUCUAUCGAUGUGU